Venturia canescens is the source of this 1764-nucleotide messenger RNA. RefSeq names its product cytochrome P450 9e2-like. The transcript has a single exon. The coding region runs from base 153 to 1688 and encodes 511 amino acids. Lineage: Eukaryota; Metazoa; Arthropoda; Insecta; Hymenoptera; Ichneumonidae. Gene Ontology annotation, molecular function: heme binding; oxidoreductase activity, acting on paired donors, with incorporation or reduction of molecular oxygen; iron ion binding. The record is from RefSeq and is a predicted model, not a curated record.
CAAAUAUCAAUGGAUACACGCAGUCAGUCGUGGCUGUUCGGGAUAAGCGGUUCGUGUAUACGUGUGCCUCGUUGCUAUUUUCUCGUAUGACGAUAAGUUGCUGUGAAAAAAAUUACGUUAUCUCAGAUAGUCGAAUAGACAAAUAAUCUACAAUGGAGUGGUUUACCAUCAUCGUAUCGGUUCUCAUUGGAGCAAUCGGAAUACAAUUGUUGUUGUGGCGGAAGCCGAACAAGCUUAAAAAAAUGGGAGUUUUGCAUCCAACGGCUUGGCCAAUAAUCGGCAAUUCAGGAUCCGUCGUUUGUUUCCGGAGUCACUUCACCGACAUGAUUGAAAGCAUAUACAGAUUCAACGAGGAAGCCGAUUACGUCGGAUUCUACGACCUCCGCGAUCCCAUGAUUCUGAUCAGGUCGCCGGAGCUACUGAAAAACAUAGCCGUCAAACAUUUCGAUCACUUUACCGACCACCGGAAUUUCUUUGACCUCGAUUCGGAGUCGCUCUUUAGCAAAAACCUCUUUGCUCUGCGUGGCGAAAAAUGGAAGGAAGUACGAACUCUUUUGAGUCCGGCUUUCACAGGGAGCAAAAUGAAAAACAUGUUCGAGCUCAUGUCGACCUGCGGGAAUAAUUUCGUCGAGCACCUCGUCAACGUUUCCUUGGAUAAGUCGAACAUCGUCAACUCCAAAGACAUAUUUACGAGGUUUUCAAACGACGUUAUAGCCACUUGCGCAUUCGGGAUAAACAUAGACUCGAUGAAAUAUCCGAGCAACGAGUUCUACAUGUUGGGAAAGGACGCGACGAAUUUCAGCGCUCUUCGCGGCUUAAAACUAGUCUUGGUUCGAAUGUUUCCACUCUUGAAAAAACUCCUCGGUGGAACAUUCGUUUCCCCGAAGGUAGAAUCGUUUUUUGAGAAUAUUAUACGCGAAACGAUCGAGACGAGAGAAAAGCAAGGAAUAACGAGACCCGACAUGCUCCAGCUCAUGAUGGAAUCGCAUGAAAAAAAACCAGACAAAAGCAGGGAUUUCACGAUUCGCGACAUGACCGCACAAGCAUUCGUAUUUUUCUUCGGUGGCUUCGAAUCUGUCGCCACAGUGAUGUGCUUGGUCGCUCAUGAAAUAGCCCUCGCUUCGGAAGUUCAAAACAAACUCCAACGAGAGAUCGACGAGGUUCUGGCGGAGCGGACGAGCCAAAAAUGCGCGACUUACGAGGUGAUCAACGGGAUGCAGUAUCUCGACGCUGUCGUCAACGAGACACUCAGACUCUACCCGAUCAAUCUAUUUCUCGAAAGAGUCUGCACCAAAAGCUUCGAACUUCCUCCGGCCCUUCCUGGAAGCAAGCCGGUCACGAUCGAACCUGGUCAGAGCGUCUGGUAUCCAACUUUUUCGGUGCAACGAGACCCCAAGUAUUAUCCGAACCCAAAGAUAUUCGAUCCGGAAAGAUUCAUGGGCGAUGCCAAGUCGAAAAUCGACCCGCUGACGUACCUUCCCUUUGGAAUGGGACCGAGAAUGUGCAUCGCCAAUCGAUUCGCGCUCCUCGAAGUUAAAGUAUUAAUCUUCAAUCUUCUGGCCAAAUGCUCCUUGAAAUCACGUCCGGGAGCCCGCUCGCCGAUAGAGCUCAAAAAGACGGGCUUCAACUUCGUCCCGAGGGAAGGAUUUUGGCUCGAAAUAGAGCCGAGGAAAGCUCCAGUUCGUUAACGAACUCAAGAGAGGAGAAAUCCAAAUAAACUGCUGUAACUCAACUCAAACAUCAAAUAAAAUUUGUACUAACAGA